AUGCCAACCCCCGAGUCUGCCCUAUCAGCUUUUAACAAGCUCAAUGACUCCGUCUAUAUCUCGGAUCCCACUGAGCUCCUAGAAAACAACAACCCACCUCUAAUCGUCCUUGCAUUAUGGAUGAACGCCGGUCCAGCCGCCCUACUCCGAUAUGGAAACCAGUACAGGCGCAUGAUUCCCUCCGCUCGCAUUGUGAUGCUCCGUUCCACGACCAAUGACUUCUACUUCGGUUCGAGCGACACCGCUCAGGCUACCCAGCUCGGUCCCGCUGUGGAUGCCUUACGCACGUUCGCCGUCCCCGGGAACCCGGUAUUCAUCCACCUCUUUUCCAACGGUGGCAUGUUGAAGACUUCUCAAUUGAUGCGGGUUUUCAAAGACAUGACCGGUAAUCCACUACCUGUCUCGUCGAUGCUUGUGGAUAGUGCCCCUGGCGUGACGAGUAUCCAGUCCGCUAUGAACGCGAUCUCUUUCCAGCUUCCGCGGUUCUGGCUCUGGAGGCUACUUUCCAAGGCUGCCUUGUGGGUAUUUUUAGUUUCUAUGGGUGUUUAUGGAAAGAUCACCAAUACACCGAAUCCGGUCACUGUUGCUUGUGAGAGGAUUAAUGACAAGGAUCUUUAUCAGGCUGCUGGGGAGGGUCUGGUCCGUUAUUAUGUUUACUCUGAUGCGGAUAAUAUUGUUCGCUCGGAGAAUGUUGAGGAGCAUAUCAGGUACUCAGAAUCAUGUGGCGUUGUUGUGCGUCCUGAGAAAUUCCAGGGUGCACAGCAUGUUAUGGCUAUGAGGACGGAUCCGGAGCGGUACUGGGCUAUUGUCGAUGAGUGCUUGAAGCUGGGUCAGUCGAGUUGA
Penicillium odoratum is the source of this 843-nucleotide messenger RNA. RefSeq lists its product as uncharacterized. The transcript has a single exon. NCBI's taxonomy places the organism in Eukaryota, Fungi, Ascomycota, Eurotiomycetes, Eurotiales, Aspergillaceae. The record is from RefSeq and is a predicted model, not a curated record. Bases 1 to 843 code for a protein of 280 amino acids.